This is a messenger RNA of Aspergillus calidoustus, 981 nucleotides long. The record is from the annotation of a GenBank genome assembly. NCBI's taxonomy places the organism in Eukaryota, Fungi, Ascomycota, Eurotiomycetes, Eurotiales, Aspergillaceae.
AUGGCUACCAUGGAGAAUUACCAGAAGAUCGAGAAGAUCGGGGAGGGAACCUACGGCGUCGUCUACAAGGCCCGCGAGCUCACCCACCCGAACCGUAUCGUCGCCCUGAAGAAGAUCCGACUCGAGGCCGAAGACGAAGGCGUUCCCAGCACUGCUAUUCGCGAGAUAUCCCUGCUCAAGGAAAUGAAUGACCCCAACAUCGUCAAGCUCUUCAACAUCGUGCAUGCCGAUGGACACAAACUCUACCUCGUUUUCGAAUUCCUCGAUCUCGACCUCAAGAAGUACAUGGAGGCACUGCCGGUCAGCGAGGGUGGAAGAGGAAAGGCUUUACCAGACGGUUCUUCUCUCAGCAAGAACCUCGGAUUGGGCGAGGCAAUGGUCAAAAAGUUUAUGGCACAAUUGGUCGAGGGCAUCCGCUAUUGUCACAGUCACAGGAUUCUGCAUCGUGACCUCAAGCCACAAAACUUGUUGAUUGACCGUGACGGCAAUCUCAAGCUCGCAGAUUUCGGAUUGGCUAGGGCCUUCGGUGUGCCUCUGCGAACCUACACUCACGAGGUCGUGACGCUCUGGUACCGUUCCCCUGAGAUUCUUCUCGGUGGCCGCCAGUACUCGACUGGUGUCGACAUGUGGUCUUGCGGUGCUAUCUUUGCUGAAAUGUGCACCCGCAAACCUCUCUUCCCCGGAGACUCCGAGAUCGACGAGAUCUUCAAGAUCUUUCGACUUCUAGGCACACCAGAUGAGACCAUCUGGCCCGGUGUCACCUCGUUCCCUGACUUCAAGCCCACCUUCCCUAGGUGGAAGCGAGAGGAGUCACAUAACCUGGUUCCCGGUCUUGACGAGGAUGGCCUCGACCUUUUGGAGGCCUUGCUCGAGUACGACCCGGCCCGGCGAAUCUCGGCCAAGCAGGCUUGCAUGCAUCCCUAUUUCCAGCACGGCAGCUCGUACUACUCCGGGCGCACACGCCGAAAUGGGUUUCACUGA